Molecule: messenger RNA, 1832 nt
Organism: Strigops habroptila (Kakapo)
Lineage: Eukaryota; Metazoa; Chordata; Aves; Psittaciformes; Psittacidae
Gene: MORN4
Product: MORN repeat containing 4
Exons: 4
Coding region: 258-800 (180 amino acids)
Source: RefSeq, a predicted model, not a curated record
CCCCUCAGGUCCUGCCAGGGAGCUGUGCUGGAUGCAGCCAGCUCCUGCCCCGCUCCUCUGCUGCCACUCGCUCACAUUUCACUGAGCUGUGACCCCCGUGGGUUCACAUUGCCCUGAGCCCUGCAGUGGGGCAGACAGCAACCCGAACCCAGCAGCUGGGGUUUCAGAGGCAGGGCAGGGCGGCUGUGCUCCUGGGGUCACCUCCUCGUCUGUGGUCUGCCCCGCGGCAGACACGUGCCUCUCUGCGAGCCGAGGGGAUGCAGGGGCUCCGGGUAAGCCGGCCUGCUCCCCCUGCCCAGCAGCCGCCCUCUGCACCUCUCCCUGCCAGCUCUUGCCCUGCGCUGCCGGAGGCCGCCACCAUGACCCUCACCAAAGGCUCCUUCACCUACUCCAACGGGGAGGAGUACCGCGGCGAGUGGAAGGAAGGUCGCAGGCACGGCGUUGGGCAGCUGAUGUUUGCUGAUGGCACCGCUUACGUGGGGCACUUCGAGAACGGGCUGUUCCACGGCUGUGGCGUGCUCACCUUCUCUGACGGCUCCAGGUACGAGGGGGAGUUUGUGCAGGGCAAGUUCAACGGCGUCGGCGUCUUCACCCGCUGCGACAACAUGACUUUUGAGGGCGAGUUCAAAGGCGGGCGUGUGUACGGCUUCGGUCUCCUGACCUUCCCCGAUGGCUCCCACGGGGUGCCCCGCAACGAGGGCUUCUUUGAGAACAACAAGCUGCUGCGGCGCGAGAAGUGCCCGGCCGUCAUCCAGAGGGCCCAGGGUGCCUCCAAGUCUGCACACAACCUGACAGCGUGAUGGUGCCCCACGUCCCCUCCCGCCGCAGAAGGGACCCCCCCACUGGGCAUCAGCUGGCCCUGCCAUCCCCAGAGCAGGGAUGUGGCACUGCUGGGUGCCCCCCUGCCCUCUGUCUCCGCCAAGCCCCCCCUGCCAAACCCCCAUGGCUGGGGAGGACCCCUCCACCCAAGUGCCGCAGGGCAGCCGUGGUGCCUUCUCUCUCUGGCUAUAGCCCUGGCACCCGCUGGAGCAGCACGGGGACGGGGUGGCUGGGGCUCGGCUCCUCUGCCCCCAGGAAGACUGUGGAGCGCUGGGGCUGCUGGCCUGCUGCAGAGGAUGGAGCAGGGGUGUAGGGGCUGAGCCCUCACCCCACUGCCAGGGUGCCUUGGCUGGGAGCUGCUGGCUGGACCACGCGCUUGCAGAGCGGCAACUCCUAGCCCACUUCACUACCCUGGUUUCGAGGCAAGGUGGGCACCCUGUGGCCUGUCCCCCUUCUGGGUGACUGGCCAUCCCCCAGCUUGCCUGGGCAGGGUGACGUGGUGCCCUGAAAGGACCCAGCCUGCUCUCGGCCCUGGCAAUGGGCUGUGUCCCCCUCAUCCCUGUGCCUUGGGGACAUCUGCAGCAGUAUCCCCAAGAAAGGGGAUCAGGGAACACGCAGCCUGGCUAUGUCUGCUGCACACUGGGGGAGGGCUGGAGGCAUGGUGAGCUGGGAGCAGGGUCUGACAGAGCCCAGAAUGAGGGGCACAAGCAGGGCUGUGUAGGGGCCAGGGCUGGAGCAGGGGGUCCAUUCGGGGCAGGUGGGGAUAGGGGCACGGUGAAGGGGCAGGCAGGGUGGGCAGGGAGCACACAGCUCCCCAUCUUGCCCCCCACGUGCAUCCUUCAUCUCCCUUCACCCUGGUGCGGUCUGGCCGUGGUGCGGGGGUCCCGGCAGCCCUCGCAGCCAUGGCCUUCCCUGCCGGUCUCUGCCCGCACCGGUCCCGUGCCUUGCCGUGACCCUGCCUUGUGCUGCUGCCUGCACAGGCCUCAGCUGAGUAAAUCACGUUGCCAAACGCA